GCUCGUGACAGCCAGGGUGAAGCUACAAGGUCCAUAACAGUCCAGAACAUAAGAGAAACGCAAAUUUGGUUAACUUUAAGUAGAGCUUUAGAUGAUUCCAUUAGACGCUGCAUGGAGUGACUGCUAAAUCUAAAAAAAACCCUAAUCUAUCAUCUAGUGCCUGACAUGGCAGCUCUGUUUAGCUUCAUGUUGCCAACACAAUGAAGAUGACUUCAUUCAUGUGUGGAUUUCACAAUGGAUUUAUUAUCACAGCCUCUCAGGCCAUGUUUGCCGGGCGUGUGACCGGGGCCAGUAGCAGCUAUCCAAACAGUUUAUAGUAGCCUCUGUUUUCUCUCUGCUUGUCACCUGCUUUGAGAAGAUGGAGUGAAAGUAAGGAGUGAUGAAACUCAGUUUGGAGAUUCUGCAAGAUGACAGUGUGUGAAGAUAAGAAGAGGUAGACAUCGUGCUUCAGGGCAGAAAGCGUAAACAGAGACCAAAAAAAAAUUAAGGAGCCCUGGGCACUCGUGCCAGAGGAGACCCAUGGGCAUAGAGGCCCUUUUGUCGUCACUGAGCCGGUCCCACGCGCCCCUGUGCCUCUUCACUGUGCAAUCUGGUGCAUGGCACUGAUUGCUGCUCACAUACAGGCCUGCCACAGUCCAAUGUAUGGGCAGAAAAGCUCAUUCCGAGAGCCAAGCAGCUCAUCGCAGCUCUUUCUGCUUUUCUGUUCACUGUGAGGUGGCUGGUGUUGUGUUUUGGGUAUUUAUGUGGACUAGGCCACAGAUAACAUCGACUGCAGAGUCAUAAAUAUAUCUGUCCUUGUAAUUAUUUCAUUAUUGUUGAUUCUUAUCAUUCUCUCACUCUCUGCCUUGCUUUUGUUCAUGCCAGUAACUCUUUGUCUGUUUGAACACCCCUCUGUUGUUUCUGGAACCACACAGGUAAGGAUACUGUGGACAACCUGCCAUUCUUUAUAGAAAAUAAAACAUACCAAACAAAGGGUUCUUGACCUGAUAUUUGAAGGACUGGGGCAUUAAUUGCUGUAGUGCAAAAGAAGAAUAAUUUCCUGGGGAAAAGUAAUUGAAUUAUUUAUGCGUGGAGAAGGCCAUGGUGAUGGGGAGGAGAGAUCAGUAAUUUAAGUUUACAGGAGUAAGUUUGAGAACAUUUGAGCUGGAGGCACUUAACCCUUACUGGACUAAAUGAACUGUAAGGAUGAGGACACUGGUUGGACCAGGGCUGCUGCUGUUUCUGUGGCAGAGUGUUUGGGCUUUGGACGUUCCUCUUGAAACCAGACAACCUCCAACCAUCACAAAGCAGUCGCUACAGGAGCACAUUGUGGAUCCCAAAGAAACCAUGGUGAUGGAGUGUGAAGCCAAAGGCAACCCUCAUCCUAUUUUCUCGUGGAGGCGUAACGGGAAGUACUUCAACGUGGCCCGUGACUCCCAGGUGUCAAUGCGCAGGCGCUCAGGGACCCUAGACAUCUAUGCCAAACACAAUCCGGAACAGUACGAAGCAGAGUAUCAGUGCAUUGCCUCCAAUCAGUAUGGGUCCGCAUACACACACAAGAUCAGACUACGGCUGUACAGACCUCCUGUGUGGCCACGGGAGAUUCUGGAGCCGGUCGUAAUCAGCGCUGGCCUUCCUUUGGUCCUGCCCUGCGACGCUCCACCAGGCCCCCCUAAACCUGAAACCUACUGGAUGUCCAGCUGUUCGUAUGCAAGACCUUUCAACUGGCCCGUUCAGACAGCGUUUCCCACCAUGCAGGCUGUGCGGCAGGAUCGCAGAGUUUCCAUGGGGGUCAAUGGAGAUUUGUAUUUCUCCAACGUGCUGGUUAAUGACUCCACCACUGAUUACUGCUGUAGCGCUCGAUUUCCUUACAAGAAUAUGAUUCAGCAAAAGAUGCCUGUGGUUGUGAAGGUGCUUACAACUCGAACAAUGACCGAGGCCGCCCCCACCUGGCUGUCUCCCAAAGGCUCAUCCAGCUCCAUUCUUGUGCUGCAAGGGGAAGAGCUGCUUCUCGAGUGCAUAGCUGGAGGGAUGCCGACUCCUCGCAUCACCUGGACUAAGGACGGCGAGGACCUGCCAGUGACAUCACGUAUGAAAGUGAAAAACUUCAACAAAAUGAUUCAAAUUCCAAAAGCGUCUUUUGAAGACACUGGAGAGUAUGUGUGUGCAGCUACCAACAAGAUCGGGUACAUUGAGCACACGAUAACGGUCAGGGUCAGAGCGGCUCCAUUCUGGUUGGAAAGGCCUACAAAUCUGAUCUUGGCUCCUGAGGAAAACGGACAGCUGGUGUGUCGCUCUGAUGGGGCCCCUCGACCGACGAUAAGCUGGUCCAUAAACGGGGAACCAAUUGAGACGUCUACACCGCAGCCUAACAGGCAGGUGUCUGGAGAAACAAUAACCUUUCGCAGCGUGUCCACAGAAAACACGGCUGUCUAUCAGUGCAAUGCCUCCAAUGAGCAUGGGUACCUACUGGCCAAUGCGUUUGUCAAUGUGCUGCAUGCGACGCCUCGCAUUAUUGGGCCCAGGAAUGAGCUCAUAAAGACGAUAGAGGGACAUCGUGCCUUUUUAGACUGUCACUUCUUUGGCUCUCCCGUUCCUGAACUGCGAUGGUCCAAAUACGGACAAGGAACUCUGGAGGGAAACCGUUUCAGGACCCACAGGAACGGGACUCUGGAGAUCAAACGCAUCCAGAUAGAAGACCAGGGCACCUACCUGUGUGUGAUCAGCAACAUAGCAGGGAGAGAUGAGAAUCAAGUCCGAGUAGAGGUCAAAGAGCCCAUCAUAAUUGUGACCAAACCACGGAGUAUGAAAGUCCUGCGUGGAAGUGAUGUGCGCCUGGAGUGUGGCGUAAAAGCAGACAUCACCACACCAAUCAAAACAACAUGGAUGAAAAACAAAAACCAAGCUGCUCUCAGUUGGAGAGUCUCUAUGGAUGAAUCAAACCUGGUCAUUACUAAUGUGAACAGAGGUGAUGAGGGGAAUUACACAUGUGUGAUCCAAAAUGACCUGGAACAGAAGUCUGCAUCUGCACACCUAAUGGUGAUGGACCGACCAAGUCCUCCGACUGACUUGGAACUGUCAGAUCCAUACGAACGCAGUGUGCGACUCAGUUGGGUUCCUGGAGACAGCAACCACAGCCCCAUCACUGAGUAUUUAGUGCAGUACGAUGACGAUGACUGGAUACCAGGAAAGUGGAAAAACCUAUCAACAUACCCAGGAAAUCUCAACUCUGUCAUGCUGCAUCUGCAACCUUUCACCUACUACGAGUUCAGGGUUAUUGCCAACAAUGAAAUCGGAUCGAGUCGUCCCAGUCGGCCAUCUAAGCGCUUCCAGUCCAGCGGCGCACCUCCUGAUGUCAUACCAAAGAAUCUGAAAGGUGUGGGUACAUGGAGAAAUAACAUGGAAAUCAGCUGGGAGCCUCUGACAUGGCGAGAGUGGAACGGACCACACUUGAAGUAUCUGGUUUGGUGGAGAAGGAGGGAUUCCAGAGAGGAGUGGAAAAAUGCAACUACAAAGUGGCUGAAGUAUUACAUUUAUGACGCGGACACGUUCACCCCCUACGAGCUCAAAGUCCAGGCAGUCAAUGACUUUGGGCUUGGACCUGAGUCGCCCGUGGUCAUUGGUUACUCUGGUGAAGACCGUCCGAUAGCGGCCCCCCUGAACUUGAGAGUGUCUGACAUCGAGAGCAGUCAGGUUACGUUACAUUGGGACCCAGUGACACGUGAAUCUAUUAUGGGUCAGCUCAAAGAAUACAAGGUCUACUACUGGAGAGACAGCAGCCAGCUGAGGUGGCACAGGGUCAACAGAGCCAUGAGGUCGAAAGUGUUUCCCAACAGCGAUCCAGAACCCUCAGGCGUCGUCACUGACCUCAUUCCUUAUAGCAACUACGUGAUGUAUAUAGUAGUGACAAACAGCCGGUAUGAAGGACCGCCAAGUAAUCACAUCCACUUCUCCACACCAGAAGGAGUACCAUCUGCUCCAAGAUCCUUCAGGAUCCAACAGCGACAUCUGGACAGUAUUUAUGUUGACUGGGACCUACCAGAAGAGCCUAAUGGUGUUAUCACUGGUUACAGCCUGAAAUACCAGACAGUGAAUGCAAGCAGAGGAGAAGAGCUGAAAGUGGAGGAGUUCCCACCGAACGUGACAAGCUUCUCUAUUCGGCGAUUCGACCGCUACACUCGCUACAGAUUCUCUGUGGCUGCACACACUCGGGUCGGGCUGGGAGAAUGGCAUACGGAGGAGUCUCCCCACUACACCACAGAGAUAUAUGCUCAGGACCAGGUGGACAUUUCCACUCAGGGGUGGUUUAUUGGCAUCAUGUGUGCUGUGGCUCUCAUCGUGCUCAUCCUCCUCAUAGUGUGUUUCAUCAAGAGGAGCCGAGGAGGAAAAUAUCCAGUGCGCGACAAAAAGGACAUUUCAUUGGAACUGAUGGAUGAUAAAGAUCAGGAGGGAACAUUUGAUUACAGGUCCCUUGAAAGGAUAGCACGUGUCUCAACUUUGCCCUAUCCUCGGCGGGAGGAGGAAAGAGGGCUCCAGAGAGCUCAGCCGUCCGUGGAGGCGAUACUGAAGAGAUCAGACAGCGACGACAGCCUGGUUGAAUACGGAGAAGGAGGAGAAAUCCAGUUCAAUGAGGACGGGUCGUUCAUCGGCCAGUACACGGGAACAAGGAGAGACGUCAGGGACUUGGACUUUGGUGGGAAUCUAGAGCUCCACUCUCCGAUGAAUACCAUCUACUCUCUAGCAUGAGACUAAAACCUCAAGGACCAAUUCUUGCUACGGCUGUUUUCCCUGGGACUUCGCUCUGUUCGUACCUUCUCGGAAGCAGGCAGAGGAAGUGGGGAUUUGAGUCCAUUUGACGAGGAAACAGCUGGAAAUAGAGCUGCUAUUAAACCUUUGUUAUUUCACAAGCCUCAACUUUCAUUUGUAUGGAGGGGGGAAACAUGCAGAGGUCGGGAUCCUCUUGACAUAUGUGUGUUUUUAGACAUUAUCUGGUAAAACUGAAGAUUUUCCUUUCAUGUUGUGUGUAUAUAUAGAACAUAUCUUUGCAAAAACUGAAGUGUUGUGAGAGACUGAGAAGGAGCUUUUUAUCGUGUCUGUGAAAAAGGACCAACUUACCCUCUGUAACUGCAUCUUUUUCUGUUUGUUAACUCCAACCGCAAAGUUUAUGUUAAUUAUGAGUGCAACACAUUCUUCCUCAACUUUGGUUCCAAUUUUUUUUAGCUUUUUAGAUUUAUAAAUUAAAACAAAAAGGCUGACCUUAUGCUUUCCUCGUUGAGGGAAAAAUUUCUGUAGAACAAUUUCAAAUAGCUUCUGAAGCUAAUUUGAUGCAUUCUGUGGCGUAACAGUGUUUCUCUGACAUCUAACAUCAGCUGUGUACGAAGCAAAAAAAUGAAUAAAAAAGUGUUUAUAAAUAUG
Molecule: messenger RNA, 5394 nt
Organism: Poecilia reticulata (guppy)
Lineage: Eukaryota; Metazoa; Chordata; Actinopteri; Cyprinodontiformes; Poeciliidae
Gene: nfascb
Product: neurofascin homolog (chicken) b
Biological process (GO): cell-cell adhesion; axon guidance; brain development
Cellular component (GO): axon; plasma membrane
Molecular function (GO): cell-cell adhesion mediator activity
Source: RefSeq, a predicted model, not a curated record